AUGCCGGGUGGGCAGAAAGGUUGUGGAGGAAAGAUGAAUGCCAUCCAGGUGAUUUCCCUCACUCUGCUGUCCGCUUUGGCGGUCAACGCUCAGGUCAUCAUGCCAGGAAGAUGCCCCAAGCCGGCCGUUCAGGAGAACUUUGAUACUGCCAGGUACCUUGGUAAGUGGUACGAUAUCCAGAGACUGCCACAUGCCUUCCAGAAAGGCGAGUGCUGCACUGCCACCUACAGCCUGAAGAGCCCUGGAGUCGUUGGUGUCUUCAACAACGAGGUGCUUGCUGAUGGGACCAUUAACUCUAUCACUGGCUCUGCCACAGCAAAAGACCCCCUUGAGCCUGCCAAGCUGCAGGUCUCCUUCUUUGAGAACGCUCCCCCUGCUCCUUACUGGGUGCUGUCCACCGACUACGACACCUACUCUCUGGUCUACAGCUGCACCGACCUCGGCGUGAUGCAUGUGGACUUUGCCUGGAUCAUGAGCAGAGAGCCCAGCUUGCCCGAGGAGACCCUCGAGGAGCUGCACAGCACGCUGUCCUCAAUUGGAGUCAGAGUGGACAAGCUGCUCACCACCAACCAGGAUGCAGCUUACUGUAGCGCCUUGAACCUGUAA
Cyclopterus lumpus (lumpfish) is the source of this 606-nucleotide messenger RNA. RefSeq names its product apolipoprotein D-like. The coding region runs from base 1 to 606 and encodes 201 amino acids. Gene Ontology annotation, biological process: tissue regeneration; brain development; lipid transport. NCBI's taxonomy places the organism in Eukaryota, Metazoa, Chordata, Actinopteri, Perciformes, Cyclopteridae. The record is from RefSeq and is a predicted model, not a curated record. Gene Ontology annotation, molecular function: lipid binding. The transcript is spliced from 5 exons.